UUUUUUUUUUGAAAAAUGAACUCUCAAGUGAUCUUUUUCAUCCUUUUGUCACUGGGCACUUUGGUUUGCGCUUUUCCACCCACCGCCUUGCGUAACUUUCACAGACAUCCCGGGAAAGAUUUUGAAUCUUCGGGAUAUGGACCAGACGAACCUAUUCGGGGAUCCGUCAGAGUUGUGAAACUGAGCCCGCAUUUUAUGCGGCGCGCCCCCGGCGCCAUUGGAAAUCAUGCGCCAUCAAGAAGCCGCAGCGCGUUUCCCGCUUUCUUGAACCUCGGGCGUCCCGGACCGUCUGUCCUGACCCAUAACAAACCCGAUGCCCUGCUCCAGCACCUUGGCGCGAGCAGCACCGGAGACGCAAUAAAGAAACAGAGACUCGAUAUGUGGCGGAGAGUGACGCACAAAAGCGAGCGAGGCAGAGAGGCCGUGGCGCUACGCGUCAAUCCUAAAAAGAUGACGAAACAGAGCUGUGCCGCAGUACCAUUCACACAGCGCAUAACGGAGGACGGCUGUGAGACGGUGACCGUUCACAAUCAUUUGUGUUUUGGUCAGUGCAGCUCUAUGUUCGUGCCCUCCGGCGGGGAGUCUCUGGGACAGCGGGAGGCGCACUGCACGCGCUGUGGCCCUUCCAAAUCACGCACUGUGCUCGUGCCCCUGCGCUGCGGGACAGAAGUGCGACAGAGACGCGUCAUGGUCGUCGAAGAGUGCCAAUGCCAAACUGGUAGCGGGGAGGUCAAAAAUCAGAACACUGAUAAGUCUCAUUUAUGAAACCAUAUUUGAACUUUUAGCGGCUUUUGAGGUACACCAGACUAAAUUGGUUUGGGGAUUUGACCACUUUCUUACACUGUCAGAAAAAUUUUUCCUGUCACUCUGGCAGUGCCCUGGAAAGGGUCCUAAUAUGUACAAUUUAGGUACAGAUAUGUACACAUUUAGUACCAAUAUAUGUACCUCUUGGGUAAAGAACUCUCUUGGUGCAAAGAUGCACUUUUUGAAAGGGUACAACCCAAGUGAAAAUUUGGGAACAUUUUUUAUGACAGACUGGAGGACCAGCUGAACACCAAGAUGAGAGGACCACCUGAAACCAGCAUAGACCAGCCAACCAACUUAGGUUGAUUUGAGCUGUUUCGGUGUUUGUGCUGAGGCCAAAUAUCCUCACUUACAGAAAUAUCAUGACUUGUGAUGAUAUUCUCUCUUUAUUUGUGUGUGUGUGCGGGACAGAAGAGAUCCGGGGAGAGUGUGAGCACUCAUUUUCCUCAGGAAUGAAUUAAUAGUCACACAAAUGUGGAAGAUUUGUGAUAAAUGUUGUGUGUGUCUGACAGCCAAUCUAAAUCAGAUUUGGUUUAUGCUGAA
This is a messenger RNA of Paramisgurnus dabryanus, 1347 nucleotides long. It is a transcript of the gene dand5, whose product is annotated as DAN domain family, member 5. The record is from RefSeq and is a predicted model, not a curated record. Gene Ontology annotation, biological process: determination of heart left/right asymmetry. Lineage: Eukaryota; Metazoa; Chordata; Actinopteri; Cypriniformes; Cobitidae.